Tachysurus fulvidraco (yellow catfish) is the source of this 2470-nucleotide messenger RNA. RefSeq names its product glucosamine-6-phosphate deaminase 2 (gene gnpda2). NCBI's taxonomy places the organism in Eukaryota, Metazoa, Chordata, Actinopteri, Siluriformes, Bagridae. Gene Ontology annotation, biological process: N-acetylneuraminate catabolic process; N-acetylglucosamine catabolic process; carbohydrate metabolic process. The transcript is spliced from 7 exons. Gene Ontology annotation, cellular component: cytoplasm. The record is from RefSeq and is a predicted model, not a curated record. Bases 163 to 996 code for a protein of 277 amino acids. Gene Ontology annotation, molecular function: glucosamine-6-phosphate deaminase activity; identical protein binding.
CACCAUACAAAAGACAAAUACUAGUUCCGGUUGCAUGACGUCAGGACGUUUGACCGGAAACUAAUCAUAUGAUCAGUGUUUACAAAAAAAAAACAAACCCCUGACUUCAUUCACACAGACGCCGCCCGACGCACACGAUAUUUUGUAGUGUUUACGGUGAUCAUGAGGCUUGUGAUCCUUGAUGACUAUGACCUGGCAAGUGAGUGGGCUGCCAAAUACAUCCGCAACCGUAUUAUCCAGUUCAAGCCCAGUGCAGAGAGAUACUUUACUCUUGGCCUGCCCACAGGAAGCACGCCACUGGGGUGUUACAAGAAGCUGAUUGAGUAUUACAAGAGUGGAGACCUUUCCUUUAAAUAUGUGAAGACUUUUAACAUGGAUGAGUAUGUUGCUCUGCCAAGGGACCAUCCGGAGAGUUACCAUUCCUACAUGUGGAACAACUUCUUCAAACAUAUUGACAUCGAACCACAGAAUACUCACAUUUUGGAUGGCAAUGCGACUGACCUGCAGGCAGAGUGUGAUUCAUUCGAGCAGCUGAUAACAGCUGCUGGGGGCAUUGAGUUGUUUGUAGGAGGAAUUGGACCUGAUGGCCACAUUGCCUUUAAUGAACCAGGUUCCAGUCUGGUGUCAAGGACGCGAGUGAAGACACUGGCUAAGGACACUAUAGUGGCCAAUGCUCGCUUCUUUGGAAAUGACUUGUCUAAAGUCCCGACCAUGACCCUCACUGUUGGUGUGGGCACAGUUAUGGAUGCUAAAGAGGUUAUGAUACUGAUCACAGGAGCACACAAAGCAUUUGCCUUAUAUAAGGCCAUAGAAGAAGGAGUGAACCACAUGUGGACGGUGUCUGCCUUCCAGCAGCACCCUCGUACCAUCUUCGUGUGUGACGAAGAUGCCACGCUUGAGCUCAGGGUCAAGACCGUAAAAUACUUUAAAGGGCUGAUGCAUGUCCACAAUCAGCUGGUUGAGCCGACACACAGCAUGAAGGACUAUAUGGAUUAAGGCUGAAGGCCGGGGGGGAGGAUGUUGUGUCGGGAAUGAAGUGGAUUUGCAUCAGUUUGUGGUAGUGGAAUGUGGUUUCACACAUGGCACAAGCCCCUAGGACUCACAAAGGUGCCUGAAAUAUCAGUGAUGUGUAGAUUCCAGAUUUGCAUCACAUUAAUGUUUACUUGCACAACAGCAAAUGCAAACUCGUCUGCCAAUUUAAAACUAUUGGUAAAGGCAGUAUUAUAAAGAUCAGGAUGGAAUGAGUAUCAAGUCAAGUUUUAUUAUAAGUAAUUUCUGGCCUUUUGUUGUUGAAGAAAGACCUCGUGCAUAAAACACCUUUUUAUUUCACUCCUCUGGUUAGAGCUUAAACACUAUUUAUCCAUUGCAUAUUUAAUGUGCCUUGACAUUCUAAUACUGUAUUGAAAUGAUAAGGUCAAGACAGGUUAUUAUAGUUAUUAUUAUAUGGGUGGGGAUCAUCGGUGAAGACUUUCUGGUUCAUAUGAGAUCUGGUUUAAGUUACUUGAAGUAUUUGACAGACCUUUUUCUUUCAAUUAGAAAAUCUUGAAACACAAACAUAUUUUAGAAUUUGAUGGUCAUUUAUUUGAAACUUAACCUACAGUGAUCUGCUGUUCAUGUUCAAUUCACUCAAAUAUAUUUUGGACUUUUGUUGGUGAAAUGUAUGAAAAAUGUCUUAAAAAGACAAAAUCUCCAGCUAUGGAAAUGAUGCCAGUUUCAUUAUAAGGCCCUUUCCUUAGCCCAGGUCUGGAUUGAUCCUGACUCUGCUAAUUAAUAUGCUGAGACAUCCAAGUCAAUUCCAACCAAAGCUGACUUGCACAGUAUGUGGCUUGAAAUAAUGCCUUUUACACUUGGUAGUAUACAUGGAGGCAUUUUGGAUGGAACUAUAAUAUACAAGCUAGAGACCAAUCCAUCUCUGGAAUCUUAAGUGAUUGGUAGGUUUAUUUGGGACCAAAAUUAGUGGUGUAUUUUCCCAAAAUUAUUUCUCAAACUUCCUUAUUGCUUGAACUAUGAGACACUAUGUAACAAACAGCAGUUCAUAAAAUCAGAUCCAGCCAAUGUAAAUGUUUCAGCACCAUAAAUCAAACAGCCUAUUUAGUCUGAAUAUAUGUUUCCAUGACAUGUACACUCUUUAAUAUUACUUUAUUGGCUGCUUUCUUUCUUUCUUUCUUUCUUUCUUUCUUUCUUUCUUUCUUUCUUUCUUUCUUUCUUGUGUUUAGAAAUGUUACUGCAUGGAAUGUUACCUUGGAAUUAUUGUGUAUGACUGAAAUGAUUUGUAACCUCUUUCAACCUCUAUGUUGAUUUGCUUAAACUGUACUAUACCUGUGAAAGAAGAUAGCAACAGUGUUUGUUUAUUUUUUGUUGAAGGGUUUGCAUUCACCUCAUUAGUAAAACUGCUGUUACCAGACUUUCAUUUUAAUACCAAAUCUUCUGAAUCGUAUGAAUGGUAAAUAAAGCUUGUUUGAUUAAAAUA